This is a messenger RNA of Sipha flava (yellow sugarcane aphid), 2129 nucleotides long. RefSeq names its product translation initiation factor eIF-2B subunit epsilon (gene eIF2Bepsilon). NCBI's taxonomy places the organism in Eukaryota, Metazoa, Arthropoda, Insecta, Hemiptera, Aphididae. Gene Ontology annotation, molecular function: translation initiation factor activity; guanyl-nucleotide exchange factor activity; translation initiation factor binding. The coding region runs from base 148 to 2049 and encodes 633 amino acids. Gene Ontology annotation, cellular component: eukaryotic translation initiation factor 2B complex. The transcript has a single exon. The record is from RefSeq and is a predicted model, not a curated record.
CAGUGGUUAUCACGCCGUCGCGACCAGCUCAUAGAGUAAUAACUCUAUGGACCAGCGACACAGCGGGUCUUGUUCGCGCGCUGUCGACAGUCCCUCGGUCGCGGUCUCCUCGGCCUUAAACGAUCUUUUGGAACCCGUUCCACAGCCAUGAGCAGCAAAGUGGAGAAGCAGGACGUGCUGCAGGCCGUGGUGGUCGCUAGUUUCUUCCACAAGAAUUUCUGGCCCGCCGCCGGCAAGGACGACUCGUGCCUGGUGCCGAUGGUCAACAAACCGCUGCUCUACUACACGCUGGAUCUGCUUGAGUCGUCUGGCAUCGUGGACGUGGUCUUGUUCUGUUCCAGCUGCAGUACGGAUCGCAUUAAGACGUUCGUCCGUGACACCAGCUUCCACCGGCUGAACGUGACUUACUCCAGUUCCGACACCUGCCGUUCGUUUGGUGACGUACUCAGGCACCUGGACGCCUGUGCUCUGAUCAGAAACGAUUUCGUGCUACUCUGGGGCAACGUCAUCGGCAAGCUGUCCCUGUUGCCACUGGUCAAGCAGUUCAAAGAGCUGCGGCAAAGAGACAAGGGUGCAGUGAUGACAUUGAUUUACCAACAGGGUAACUCGGACACUGGUCAGACGCUGGUGCUGAGCUCCGACUCUCACAGAGUGCUAUUUCACAACAAAAGCCGGGGCAAAAUCAAUCUACCCUUGGAGUUAGUGCUCAAUGAAACGGUCCAAAUCAGACGUGACCUCCUCGAGACCAAUAUAGCCAUUUGUUCUACAGCCGUUCCUCCAUUAUUUGCUGAUAACUUUGAUUUUCAGACAAAAGACGAUUUUGUUAAAGGGCUGCUCAUUAAUGAGGAAAUUCUGAAUAGCACGCUCUAUGUACACAUUAUUGACAAGGGAUACGUUAAUGAAGUCUUUGACUGGCCAUCAUAUCAAAAAGCCAGCCAUGACAUUUUACACCGGUGGAGUUAUCCUCAAGUUCCUGAGAUCAUCGAUAAAUACAGUUUACGAUAUGGUAAUGUUUAUUUUGGGGAAAAUUUAAAGCUGGCCCUAACUUGCGAUGUAGGUAAUGAUACAGUUAUAGGAUCAGACUCUAUUUUUGGAAAUGGCACAUCUAUAUUUAAAAGUAUCAUUGGAAAAAAUUGUAAUAUUGGCAAUAAUGUUGUUAUAGAAAACUCUUAUCUAUUUAAUGGUGUUAAUGUCAAAGAUAAUUCCGUCAUACAAUAUUCAGUUAUUGGUGAAAAUUGCUUAAUUAAAGAAAACAGUACAAUAAUAGACAGUUGUAUCCUUGGCAGUAAUGUUGUAAUUGAGUCAACUACAGAGUUGAAACAAAAACAGUUAUGUAGUUCCAACUUCAAUAACAAAAUGAUAAAAUUGAGUCCUAAAGCUUACGUGUACGAUGCUGAAAAUGAUUCAGAUUCAGAUGGUGAACAAGAAACUAGUGGUUUGAGAUAUCAUAAAAAGUCUUGUUCAAGUUACAGUUAUUCUUCAUCAGAUAAUGAUGAUACAGCAUCAAUCGUUGCAUCUAUACCUGAUGAUACAUGCAUGUUCUACUCUGAAGUUGUGGACUCGUUGAUUAGAGGAUUUGAAGAUCAUGUGCACUGCGAUAAUCUUAUACUAGAAAUUAAUUCAUCACGAUAUGCAUAUAACAUCAAUUAUAGAGAAGCAAAUUUCCAAGUGAUACGAGCUAUGUUAACAUUGAAUAAUAAAGCUGAGCUCAAAGCUCUGAACCAGGUUCGUUAUUACGCACAACUGCAAUCCCAGCUUGAUUACUUUAUGCCAGUACUGAAAAAUUAUAUUAAAAACAUGGAUUCAUGUGAAGAUUGUUUAUCAGCAAUUGAAGAUGUAGCCAAGUGUGAAGAUAUGCUCAACACAGUAGUAGUAAAGGUAAUUCAUCACUUGUACGAUAUGAACGUAUUGAGCGAAGAAUCAAUACUAAAAUGGCAUCAGAAGGAUGAAGACGGUCCAUUUUCAAAGAUUAUAAGAGAUAAAACUAGCAAACUAGUCGAAUGGCUAAAAGAUGCAGAAGAAGAAACAGAUUCUGAUGAUAGUUCAUAAUUUUUUUUCAUAUAAGUUAAUUAAUAAUAUGUUUGUACAACACAAUUUAAAAUAUAUAUUUAAUAUAUAUUUAUAAAAAA